AUGGGCCUUCCGCCGCGCGAGGCUCCGCGCGGAGGCCCGGAGAACGCGCGCAACGCCUUCCGCGGAGUGCGCCAGCGCAAGUGGGGCUCCUGGGUCGCGGAAAUCCCUCACCCGCGCCUCCGAACGCGCGUCUGGCUCGGAUCCUUCCGCACGGCGGAAGCUGCUGCAAGGGAGUACGACCGCGCUGCUCUCAAACUCCUCGGUCCUUCCGCCCCUCUCAACUUUCCGCAACGUCUGGCGGAAAGUUUGGCGCAACGUCUUCCCCCAGACGGUCCGCCGACGGGGCCUGAAGCCUCGGAGCCUCUAGGGGAUGGGGCUUUGGGGGCUGUAUGGACGGAAUCUUCAGGCAACAUGCGAUCCCUCCCCGCUCGCGCUUCCCAUGCAAUUGCCCCUACAGCCGCCCCUACAGCCGCCCCUGCUGCUGCCCCUGCCGCUGAAAUCGCCACCUAUAACGAGGCCCAGGCGGAAGCACGUCCCCUGUCAUCACACAGCGGUCCGCACAGCAAGAGAAGACGCCUGCUCGCUUCUGGGGGAGAGUGGACGAGGCCUCUCGCACAUCCCGUCUUGCCCCCGAUGUCCCAGUCGACUCAACACUCCUCUCAGGGCGGCCUGGGCAGCAAGGCAAGAGCCCAAUCCUCUCAACAAUCCUUUGAGAGAGACCCCAAAGACGCGAUGAGACCCCUUACUCCGACCGUGCUGUCUCCGCCGACCAAUCCGAGCACAGCAGUCGGCGUUUCGGCGUCGCCUCUGCCUCCCGUGACCAGCUUGGCUUCCCUUCUUUCCUCAGCUGCGUGCCCCUUCAGUCCCACAUCUGACCCUGCAAUUGUCGCCCACUCAAACUUCCCUGAUCCCACUGCGGUGGAGAGCGGUACCAGAACCCCUGCUGCUCCCACCCCCACUGGCAGUACCUGUGGUGGCGUCUCUGGGGGGCACACGAGGUCGCAGUUGCUGCAGCAGCUGCUGUCGCCAUCUCCAGACAGUCUGACGGCACAGGUGCUGCUGCUGCUUGAUCAAGCCACAGCCAUCACAGGCACUGCUGGCGCCACAGCUGCCGUUGAUGCGAACUCCAUUGCUGCUGCUGCUGGAGAUGGGCUGCCGUCUCUGCCGGUGCAUGUGCCUACCCUACCGGGGGAUGCGCCAACCCUGCCGAGGCAUGUCUCCGCGUGUGUUGCUGUUCUGGCGGCUCUGGGCGCUAACCCGCACCAGGGAGUCUGGGAGCAGGCUGGGAAGAGAGGAGUGGAAGGAACGAUGGGCGGGCAGCUGAAAGCGCUGCUGUUGGAGAUGGAAGAGGAGGAGGAGGAGAGAAGGGUGAGGGAGGCAGUGUGGGUUCAACAGCGAAAGCAGGUUCGGGUGCCGCUGCCUGGAUACAGCAGAGCACGUCUGAUGCAGCAUGAGAUUCAACCAGAAAAGCAUGUCCAUAUGCCAUCUCAGCAGUUUCCAGUCCAGCAUGUCCACAUGCCAACUCAGCAGCAUCCAGUUCAGCAUGUCCACAUGCCAGCUCAGCAGCCACACGUGGAUGCCUUGCUGGACUCUCUGCUGCAGCAGCUGGAGGCGAGACAGGAGUAUGAGAUGAUGCAGCUGGCUCAGGCAAUGGAAGAGCAGAGGAAGGAGGACGAGCGAGUUGCUGCUGCUCAGCCUCCAAUUUCAUCCGUGCAGCUGCAAUUUCAGCCGUUUGUACAACCCUCUUACGCAUCAGCUCUGGCGUCUCCUCAUCAGCACUCUGUGGAGCACGUCAUAUCACAAAAGAACGCUGGUUCUUGGGAGCCCCACGCUCUUACCGAGUCGCAUUUUACAUCAAUGACCUCUUCUUCGCCACCAGCCUCCUCCGCGGCUUCUCCUGCGGACGAAGCGGAGGAAGUUACCCGGAAAUGGGGUCUUGAAGCCGGCCUAUGGAAGGCUGGGAGCAACGCGGAGGUGGCCAAGGACCUGCUGACUCGCUAUGGGGGAGCGUACCUUGGGACCUCCAUCGCCCUCUCCCUCGUCUCCUUCUCCCUUUGCUAUGUGCUCGUGGACCAAGGCGUGGACGUGGCUGGGCUCCUUGACUCGAUUGGCCUGCAUGUGGACAGCACAGGAGAGGCAGUAGGCACCUUUGCUAUUGCCUAUGCGGCCCACAAGGCGCUCUCUCCUGUACGCUUCCCUCCCACCGUCGCCCUCACUCCUGUGGUGGCUGGCUGGUUGGGGAAGAACAAGGAGAAGGAAGGAGAGAGCAAGGGAGAGUGA
Molecule: messenger RNA, 2220 nt
Organism: Closterium sp. Yama58-4
Lineage: Eukaryota; Viridiplantae; Streptophyta; Zygnematophyceae; Desmidiales; Closteriaceae
Source: the annotation of a GenBank genome assembly